GCUAUAUUUGUUUAUAGGUCAUCGGUCGGUCAAAACAUUAUAAUCGUAAUUAUAUGCACUCUAGUUGCAACUGCACCAUUUUUAUCCUAUUGCAUUAACUUAAAAAGAGAUAUAAUUUAGUAUUAUUUUGAAAAUUUUAUUCAAGUGAAAGUAUUAAGAAUUUAAUUACAAAAUAAAAACAGUGAUAUGUUGCAACUAAUAAAUCUUCCAGAUAUUGUUUUAGAGACAAUUUUGUCUAACCUUACAUACGAUGAAAUUUCUCGAUAUAGAAUUGUUUGUAAACAAUUUGAUCGAAUAUGUAAAAAGUUAUUAAACCGAGGUUUUAAUUUAAUGGAAAAAUAUCACGCACAAUGUUUGCGUGCAGUAAAAAGUCAAUUACCACGAAGGGAAUCAGAAAGAAGAAGUCAUCCUUUAGCACGUCAUUGUGAUAUAUUAACAGCAAUUGAAACAAGAAUAUCUAUGUUAUCUAUGACUUUUAUAAAAUAUGUGGAUCUUAAUUUAUGCUGUUUUAUUCCUGGAAAGGUAAUUGAUGAAAUUUUUCGAGUUCUUCGUUUGAUUCGAGAUUCUAAAACUCCACCUAGAGCUCAUGAAAUACUUCAAGAAUUAAGAGAUAUUAGUAGUAUGGCUAUGGAACAUUUUGAUGAAAAAAUUUUACCAGAUUUGAGACAUAGUAUUUGUACUUCAGUUGUUAGUAAUGUAGGUCCUUAUGAAUUGCCAAGUGGAAGUUUAAUGAUUUCUCAUCAUACUACAAAUUCAAACAAUGCAACACUGCCACAUAAUUUUAGUUCAGAAAAAUUGAAUCAAACUUUUAAAAAAAUUUAUUGUCGUACUAAAAUGAAUAAAUUAUCUGUUCUAUCUAUGAAAGGUCAAAUUAGUAGAAUGAAACUUCGAAUAAAAAGACAAAGUUUUCAAAUGAGAUUGCAAACUUUAAAAUUGCAAGAACAAGCAAAAAAAAUACAUGAUCAAGAUACACAAUUAGCAGAAAUGAGAAAACAUCUUGAAGAAUGGGAACAAAAAAUGGUUGAUUUAACAGCUGAACUAAGUCGUGCUAGAGAAGAAACUCAGAAACCUGAUUCUAUAGAAACUUGUAAAAGAAAACAUAUAGAUAUGAUUAAUCAAAGAGAAACUGAUUCAUUACAAACAAAAGAACUACAAGCAAAAAAACGUAAAUUAAUAGUAGAAAGAAUAACAUCCAAUGAUGCAAAAGAUGUCAAAUUUAAAAAAUUUAUGACUGAUCUUCUUGCAGGUAAUACUAUAGAAGCAUAUCCCUCAACUUCACAUUAACUUACUAUAUGUACAUAUUGGGGUUGUAUAUCAAAGCAAAAUUAUUCUAUGUGUAUUUUGCAUUUUUUGUGUUACAACUGAAUAAAUUUAAAUGUUUAAGCUUUUUAUAUAUUAAAAUCAAAUUUUAUAUGAAGUUGCUUUUAUAAUAUAAUUUGAAAUUAUUUCAAAAUAUAGUAACAAAAUAAAUAUUUUAUUUUAUAUUGUGUUUAAUAAAUAAAUAAAAGUUAUAUCUUUUUAAUUAAAACAAAAACUGAGUUAUGAAUUCAAACACAUGAAACGCAAAAUAUAUUGUUUUUUUUUCAUUUUAGUGCAAGAUUUUAUUAAAAAAUAUAUGGAUAAAUGUAAAGAGGUGUAUAUUAAAUUAUUGUAUAAAUUUAAAAAGCAAUCAAUAAAUAUAUUAAAAGAUAUAAUUGUAUACAGCAAUAUAUGAAUUAUAUAUUAUUUUAUAUAUAUCAUUAAGAAAUAUAACAUAAAAUAUAUUAUUAUAUAAACUAAAAUGUUAGAUCUCAUUCAAUAUUUAAUUUGCUUAUAUUAUAUUUAUAACAAUUUUCCUAUUUUCAGAAAUGAUGUUAUUUAAUAUAAAAAAUUAUAUAAGAUUUUAUGUAAAAUUAAUGACAAUAAAUUAUUAGUAAAGAUUAUAUAUAAA
This is a messenger RNA of Apis cerana (Asiatic honeybee), 1930 nucleotides long. RefSeq names its product F-box protein pallbearer (gene pall). Lineage: Eukaryota; Metazoa; Arthropoda; Insecta; Hymenoptera; Apidae. Gene Ontology annotation, molecular function: protein binding. Gene Ontology annotation, biological process: protein polyubiquitination. The record is from RefSeq and is a predicted model, not a curated record.